Messenger RNA from Coffea eugenioides, 2157 nucleotides. RefSeq names its product putative disease resistance protein RGA3. NCBI's taxonomy places the organism in Eukaryota, Viridiplantae, Streptophyta, Magnoliopsida, Gentianales, Rubiaceae. The coding region runs from base 1 to 2157 and encodes 718 amino acids. The record is from RefSeq and is a predicted model, not a curated record. Gene Ontology annotation, molecular function: ADP binding. The transcript is spliced from 2 exons. Gene Ontology annotation, biological process: defense response to other organism.
AUGAUUCUAGAAUCGUCAACCAAAAAAAAGGCUAAAGUGGAUAGGAGGGAGGUAAUAGUUGAAGGAAUUGAAACUGAACUUGAGGAAAAAAGAUAUUUGCUUGUUCUUGACGAUUUGUGGAAUCAUCAAGAAGGAUUGUUGAAUGACUUUUUCACCACUUUGGAGGCACUCAAACCGAAGAAAGGGAGCUGGUGUCUUGUUACUUCUCGUCUCCAAGAAGUGGCAAUUGUUCUGUCUAGACAUCGGCGGAUCAAUUUUACUCGUCAUGACCUAAGAAAGCUAUACGAUGAUGAUUGCUGGUCUAUCGUGAAAAAUAGGGCAACUGUAGGGGAAGAAGUGCCAAAAGAAUUGGAAGCCUUAAGGAAGCAAGUUUUAAGAAGAUGUGACGGUCUACCUCUGGCAGCAACGUUAAUCGGAGGUUUGUUAUGUAAAAAGAGAAAAGAGGAUUGGCCAUCUAUUUUGGAGGAGAGCCUCUUGAAUGGAGAUCAGGGUGGGAUCGCCCAAAUACUUAAGGUGAGUUUUGAUCAUCUGUCACCUGCACCGGUUAAGAAAUGUUUUGCAUAUUGCUCAAUUUUUUAUCAAGAUACUAGAAUGGAACAAGAUCUACUAGUUGAGCUUUGGAUGGCUGAAGGCUUUCUUCAACCGGAUUCCCAAAAUCAAACGAUGGAGGGAAUAGGAUAUGAGUAUCUGAGAACUUUGCUGCAAACUUCCUUAUUGGAAGAAGUAAAAGGGGAGUGGAGAACAUGGUAUAAAAUGCAUGAUCUUGUGCAUGAUUUUGCAAAAUCAAUUUUGAAUCGUAACAGCAGCAAUCAGGACCGUUACCUUGCAGUAUACUCCUCCGAAAGAAUCAAUGAAAAAAAAUCAGCAUCACUUCGCACAUUAUUUUGGAAGGGUGGCAUAGCUGAUGAUAUGUUAUCAGAGUUCAAAUCCUUGCAUGUCCUAAAAUUGUUUGGAGCAGAUGUCAAAGAGUUGCCGACCUCCAUUGGCAAACUAAAACAUUUACACUUACUUGACAUUUCAGAUUCUAUGAUUACCGCUUUGCCAGAAUCUCUUUGCAAACUUUAUCAUUUGCAAACACUGAGAAUUGGCAAGCUUGAAGAAGGUUUUCCAAAGAAGAUGAGCAAUUUGAUUAGCAUGAGACAUCUUCACUAUGAUGAUGAUGAUACAGGACGCGAAAUCCAAAUGCCAUCCGGGAUUGGACGAUGGACUUUUCUUCAAACAUUAGAGUUCUUUAACAUAGGUCGUCAAGAGGAAGGUCGUGGUAUCCAAGAACUUGGGACCUUGCAAGAUCUUAAAGGCUCCUUGGAGAUCAGAAAUCUUGAAUUAGUAAAUGGCAAAGAUGAUGCUAAACUGGCGAACCUAUCUAAAAAGCCAAAUCUGCAUCGGUUGGUACUUGAGUGGGGCAAUAGGGAUGGGGAAAGUGAUAAAUGCGAUGAAGAUGUGUUGGAAGGUCUCGAAGUUCACCCAAAUUUAAAAGGGUUACAUAUCUGGAAUUUUAGGGGAGAUCAGAGUCCACAAUGGCUUGUGGAAUCAUCAACAUUAGUGGAAUUGCACUUAAUAAAUUCCAGAGAACUCACCCUCCCCACCCUAGGACAACUGUCGUCGCUCCAAUAUCUAUAUCUGUGUGGAUUGGAAAACACUACGUGCAUUGGACUUUCAUUCUAUGGUAUUUGUGAGGAGGAGGAUGGAAGAUCAGCAGGUUCAGGCACUACUAGCAGACAAACAUUCUUUCCAGCCCUUAAAAUUCUCUCUCUUGACAGGAUGAAAAAUUUGGAAGAGUGGAAGGACGCACAUGUGAUGGAUGUGUUUCCUGUGCUGGAAAAGUUGUAUAUUUGGGAUUGCCCCCAACUGACCACCAUUCCAGCUCCAAGUCGUUUCCCAAGUCUUGCUGUAUUGGAAAUCAAAGAGAAUUGCCAUGUUUUGCUGGCAGAAAAGGUUUUGAGCCAUAUAACCAAUCUUUCGUCCCUUGAAUUAAUGCGUGGAGGCAUGGAGUCUCUAAAAUUAGUGAUACGACCAGAGAGUAGUUUGAGGAUUGAUGGCUGUGACAGUCUACCCACUGACAUGCUCGAACGACUCUGUCUUUUCCCAAUUGCCAGAAGAUCUUUAUCAAUUUCAAGCUUUAGAGCACUUGGACAUAAGGGGUUGCCCGAGAAUUGA